AUGGCAGCCACUCGCAAAACUCUGACUAAAGAAUUAGUUAUUAAGGAAACAUGCCGUGAUGGUUAUUUUACUCGCAUGCAACGUAUUUUCGAUCUUUCAAAAACAAUAAACGAUGCCGUUAUUCAGGAUAUGUUUAUAUCACAGUGCGAAACCAUCGAUGAUAUCAGGAGUGAAUAUCACAAGUGCAUCCAUGACAUUAAUUCUAUAAAUAUAGAACUAGAUCCUGAAUUUACUCCUGAAUUCAACUCCUGGUGUAGCUUUGAAGACUUGUACUUCCAUGUUAGACGUAUUAAGAACAAAUUAUGCAAACCGCAAACGGUGAAUGCCACCAAGCCUAAAAUCGCGUUACCUAAGACCCUUCCAAAUGGAGCCUGUUUUAUGAAACAUUUCAUUCGACGAUAA
Messenger RNA from Parnassius apollo (apollo), 402 nucleotides. The record is from the annotation of a GenBank genome assembly. Lineage: Eukaryota; Metazoa; Arthropoda; Insecta; Lepidoptera; Papilionidae.